AUGAUUCUUAACAUUUUUCCAACAGAUCUCUCUCAUAAUCGGAUUAUUCGUUUAUAUUUAGAAAACUUCAGAGUAGCGAAAUUGAAUGGAUUUAGACGCGUCUUCGCUCACGUCGCUCCAAUUUUCUUCGACCGCGGCAUCGCCAAGCCAGAAACCAAGUUCUUACCUGAAACACUUGAUGGGGAGCCCUUUGCCAAUCCAGCCGAUGUGCUUUGUGCUCGUUACAGUGAUGAGGAAUUCUUUCAAAUUGGAUGCAAAGGAAGUAAGGAUAUUUAUUUCCAGCAUUAUGGUCGAUACAACAUCGAUAAGAUUUGGCGCGAUGAUAUCUUGGCAUGCCGUGUUUACCUCAGACAGUGCGUAUUGGCAACUAAGAAUGUUGGUGAUAUUGCCUACGAUAACUUUCUGGAUUACACUUUCCUCGCGGACCGAACAAUCACCAUCGGAACAUAUUUGGCAACAACAGGUUCAGGCAUCAUAGAAGAGGAGCCUCCAGCAUCUCUCAAGUCUCGUUAUGGUGGCUGACAAUAGACAACUUGACAGGCUAUGCAUUUGACAUUUUGGUGCUGACUACUAGACCGGAGCCAAACGAGCACUGUUUCAAUGAACCAUUCUUGCUUCAUCAUUUGCCCGUUCAACUGG
This is a messenger RNA of Durio zibethinus, 639 nucleotides long. The record is from RefSeq and is a predicted model, not a curated record. NCBI's taxonomy places the organism in Eukaryota, Viridiplantae, Streptophyta, Magnoliopsida, Malvales, Malvaceae.